GUCAACACCGUCGGAUCCGUUUGCACCUGUGCAAGCACGUCCAGACGAAGGCCCCACGCUUUUUGCACGAGCUACGGGGUUCCUUCCAAAUCCAUUCGCAUCGUUUGUGUCUUCAAAACGUUCAAAGGCAGCUAUGCCCGAGCGGAUAUGUUUGGAGGAGCACAGCUCGAUUACGGGCGCAAAAGUCGACGUCCUCGCAUGGCUUGCACGAGCUACGCUGGAUGUCAUUGGCAAAGCCGGUUUUGGCUACGCAUUCGACUCGGUCACUGCAGCGUCAGACACGAGCGGCAGCAAAGGCGAAAACGAGCUUGCACGCGCGUUCGCCAUCAUCUUCAGCGCGGCGCGCAAGUUCCGCGUGGUCACUAUUCUGCAGGUAUGGUUCCCCAUUCUGCGGCGAUUUCGCCGGAAUAGCGCCGCUGAGAACGAUGCGCGGGCCACAAUGCGACGCAUCGGCCGGGAGCUGAUCGCGGAACGUAGACGUGAGAUCCUCACAGACAAGGCACAUCUCUUACAAGAAGCGAUGGAUGGGAGGGACCUGCUGACUGUCAUGAUGAGAUCGAGUCUCAGCUCGGAUCCCUUGCAGCAGCUCUCGACGGACGAGAUGCUCUGCCAGAUAGCGACUUUCCUUGCAGCAGGUCACGAAACCUCUGCAUCCGCCCUAACAUGGACACUCUACGCCCUCGCACGUUCGCCUACCGCCCAACACGCCCUCCGCCGUGAGCUCCUCUCGCUCGACCUCCCAGCUGACCCCACGUCCGACGACCUUCAACGCGUGCUCGCGCUCUCGUACCUCGACGCCGUCGUGCGCGAGGCGCUGCGUGUACAUGCGCCCGUGACGAGCACGAUGCGCGUCGCGGCGGAUGACACCGUCGUGCCCGUCUCGGCGCCGUUCCUCGACCGGCACGGCCGGCGAUGCGAUGUCAUUCGGCUCAACAAAGGCGACAUCAUAACGGUGCCGCUGCAGGCGGUGAACAAGAGCGUCGGGAUGUGGGGCGCGGACGCGGAGGUGUUCCGGCCGGAGCGCUGGCUCGAGCGAGACGCGGGCGCGCGGGAGGAGGGCGACACCCUGAAGGGCCUCUGGGGCGGCAUCAUGACGUUCGGAAGUGGCGCCGCGGCGAACGGGAACCGGUCGUGCAUUGGGUUUCGGUUUGCGCUGAACGAGAUAAAAAUUUUCCUCUAUGUUCUAUUGCGCGACAUCGAGGUCUCGAUCGACCCGUGGAUAGAGAUAGAGAAGCGGGUGAACGUUGUCACGCGUCCUUGCGUCAAAUCCGAGCCGCACAUGGGCAACCAGAUGCCGCUGCGUCUGCGACGUGCCAUGGUGGACUCGCUGGUACCAAAGCAGGGCGAGAGCGAGAGUUCGCGGACGCUGUAGGCAGUACGGCGUGUUUCUUGUAUAUUUACCGCGUAGCCACAAGCUUUACGCUUGCUGGUCAUUAGGUUGGAC
Molecule: messenger RNA, 1444 nt
Organism: Phanerochaete carnosa HHB-10118-sp
Lineage: Eukaryota; Fungi; Basidiomycota; Agaricomycetes; Polyporales; Phanerochaetaceae
Exons: 7
Molecular function (GO): oxidoreductase activity, acting on paired donors, with incorporation or reduction of molecular oxygen; heme binding; monooxygenase activity
Source: RefSeq, a predicted model, not a curated record